UGCGAUGUAGCUAGUGCAAUUUUGUUUUUUGUUUUAACAGUUUGGCUGAUUGUUCCGUUAGUUGCGCAAAAGUGGGAUUUUAGAUGUUCAAUUGUAUAAAAAUUAAAACAGCUAACGGGACGUGUUAUUUUUUUAUAAUUAAUAUUGUUUCUUAAUUAAGAACGAGAAGAUGGAAAAGUCUUCACCGGCAAGUGUAACGGAAGUACUACAAGAAACACCAGCUGUAAAUACAGAUUAUGGUGCAGAAAAAAAAAUAAACAACGAUGUGGAAUUCAUACCACCAAUGGACGUUGAUGGACCAGGAUUUUUACAGAAAUAUUUGAGAUCCCAGUCACCUAGUGAGCUAUGCGACGCACAAAUGUUUAGUGAGGAUGAAGUUUUCCGCAUAGAUCGAAAUGGCAAAGUAAAAUUUGGCAUUGUCCUUGAAACAGUUGAUACUAAUUCUGGUGGUGAAGAAGAGGAAGAAGAUUAUGAACGAAAUCUUAAUAAAGGGGAAGUUCGUGUUAGUUUCUAUCCAGAAGGCAAACGUGUUAUCUACAGAGAAAAUGCGAUUGGACUAGUCGAUCGCUCGUUUAUGCUUGGUGACAUAGUUCGUAGAUUGGUUAAAGGUAUGGACACACAACGUGGUUAUGUGCAAGAAGUUAAAAUAAAUGCCGAUGUGAAAGUAUGCGGUAGUAAAUAUGUGGUGACAAAUAUAUCAUCUGAGAGAUUGUCAGACUUAACAGACUUAUAUAAUGAAUGUGUAGUGGUGAUGGGUCCAUGGGUCGGUACCGUUAAAGAAGUUGAGGAAAGAGCAGUAUUAAGAUCCACUAGCGGUGUGCGUUUUGAUUUGGAUUCAACUGAAUUUGAUAACUUUAACGAUAACCGUUCUGCAAAUGGUACAGUGUUUAAUACUCAUUUUUUCUAUCCUGGUAAUACAGUUAUUGGUCGCCCACAUCAAAUGUCAAGUGUUAAAUUAUUGCCACCAUUUAAACCAUUACCUUUCGAUAUUAGAGGCAAAGCUAUUAAAGCACAAUAUACAGUUGAGUCACUUUAUGUACAGAGUGCAUGGGUGCAUUGGCAGUGUAGAGCAUUGUCUGAAGAUUCGACUGCUGAAACCACAAAAAUCGAAGAACCAAAAAAUUUUUUCGAUGGUGAAGACUUAAAGCAAAUAAAGCCUUUAAAAUUACCUGAUUUAUUGCGUAUGAAUGAUCUAUUCUUUUUUGAAUUGUUGUCUACGGAUAAAAUUGUAAAAAAAUCUGACUGGGAUCGAGAACAGGCACAAAAAUUUAAAAAAAUAUUCAAGGAACAGCAAAAACGAAAUGAUAAAUGUUUGUAUCAACAUAAAGGUAAUGCUUUAAAGAAAUUAAAGAAGCUACCACAAGCUGAAUCUACAAAUAGAAUUAAGUCUGCAUUCAAAACUAAGUUCCAAAUGCCUUCGCAUCAAAAAAUAUCGAGUAAUGAUUCAGAUGAGGAUGAAGAAGCAGAAAGCGAUAAAGAGGAUGACUCAAGCUGGAUUGAUGAAAGUUCAAGUGCUACUACUUCAGCUACUGUAUCCAAUUCGUCUUUUGACGAGCCAAGAGAUCGUAAACGUACGCGUAAAGUGAAAAUGUUACGAAAGUCUAAAAGAAGUAGUUCAUAUGCAUCAACAGAUAAGUUACAGAAAACGUUUAAAUAUGGAGAAAAAGUAGCCGUCGAAGCACUAGUUAUGCAUAGUAAAAUAACCAUAAUGUGGCAAGAUGGCACGAGAGAAACCGAUAUUCCUUCGACUGAAUUAUAUCAUAUUAAUCAAUUGGACACUCAUGAAUUUUUCCCUGGCGACUAUGUGAUGUAUGAAAAGGAUAGUAACGAUAUGACUUAUCGUGAUUAUGGUGUAAUUCAGUCAGUUGAUCAUUAUGGAAGAACGGCUCGUGUGAAAUGGUUUACAACAUACACCUACAGUGAAGAGCCCAAGCCUACCUAUAACGGUAUAACAGAGGAAAGUGUUUAUGACCUGAAAGAUCAUCCAGAUUUCCAAUAUCGCCCUGGUACAAUUGUCACACGUGUAGACAAUUUCGAUGUUGCGAAUAAUACAAAUGCUGCAGGUCAGAUCAUAAAUACUUGUCAAGAGGGCACUGUAAAGGUUAGAUGGGUAGACGGCAGUAUCACCUCCUGCUGGCCACAAGAUCUGUUUGAAGUUGUAGACCAUGAGCAUGAUGAGUACAGUGAAGCUUCUGAUGAUUCUUGGGAAACUCAAUCGGAAAACAGUGAAUACGGUGAUGAUCUCACUAUUAAAAUGUGUCCAUCGCAUACACUUACAAGCUUAGAAACGGCACGAGUUUCUUUAGCGCGAUUAGAAGAAAUUUUCCAUUUAAGUCCUAAUCUGCAAAGUACUGAAGUUAUGAAGAAACUUAUUCAUGCCUACAAAACCUGUCGUUCCUUAGAUCGUGUAAUGGAUACCAGAUUUUUCCACGAAGAAAACUUUAUGGGGCUCAUUGAACGGGUACGUAAAAGUGGAAGUCAAACUGAAUCAGAGCGCGCAUUAGAACGUAAAAUUCGUCUUUUCGGAGAUAGAACUCCGUCAACAUCUGAUAACACAAUUGAGAAUAAAACUAAAAUGAUGUUUAAUUUAUCGUCAACACCUUUAAAAUGUAAAACAAAAAGUAAUACAAAUGAAAUGUGUCUGCAAACUGCCACUAAAGAAUCUGCUGGGUCAGAUACCAAUGAUCCAAGUGUAACUGUGCCAAAAACAGACAACUACAGCACAAACGCGCAAAAUAACGAAAAAAAUAAUUUGUUGUCAUGUGCUAUAUAUAACAUUGAAAGAGCUUACGAAGAGACAUGUAAACUAAAAUUUAGUAACACUUCAGUUGCAUCUCAGGAUGAUUCUGGUAAUUAUUCUCGGAAUGAAGGUAGUGCUGCUAGCUUAACUGAUACAGUCAAUCCCGAUGGAAUCAACUCCUUUUAUAAAACUACUGAUGAUCCAAUUUCCAUUUCCAACUAUAGCAUUGACAUAACUGACGACGCAGCUUCUGAAUGCGCACGUUUGUGUACUUUACUCAAAGAGCAAUUGCAUAAAUUUGUAGAACAAAUACAAGAGAAGUUUUUCAAUACUCCUAAUAUUCCUGAAGAUAAUUUAUCUGCAUUAAAGGAAUUUGACAGUAAAGAAGAGAUGGAUAGCUCAAAAUCCGAUGAUGAAAAAGAAGUCAUUACAAGAUUGAAACCUUCUGGUGUUCUACAAAGCUUUAAGUUAUAUGCUCAUGCACCAAAGUCACACAAAUUUUAUUUGACCGUUUUUAGUCCCAUCAAUGCCCAGUCUUAUUUUAAAGCGGUUCAGCGUGAGCAUCGGAUGUUGCGAAGUUCGUUGCCGCCAGGAGUUUAUAUAAGGGUAUUUGAAGACCGUUUGGAUUUAUUAAGUGCCAUGAUUGAAGGUCCCAAAAAUACUCCAUAUGAGAACGGACUUUUCUUUUUUGAUUUUCAACUCGGACGUGAUUAUCCCCGUAACCCCCCGACUUGCCACUACAUUAGUUACUGUACGGAUCGCUUAAAUCCUAAUUUAUAUGAAGGUGGAAAAGUUUGUGUUUCAUUAUUGGGUACAUGGUCCGGACGUAAUACGGAGAUUUGGGGCGUAAACAGUACACUACUGCAAGUGCUUGUUUCAAUACAAGGCUUAAUACUCGUAAACGAACCUUAUUAUAACGAAGCCGGUUAUGAAAAGCAUAAAGAAACUCAACAGGGACAUGAAAAUUCCCGUAUGUACAACGAAAUGGCCACUAUUAAGUUGGUCCAAGCGACUAGCAAAUUGUUGGCACAACCUAGCGAACUAUUUCGCCAAGAAGUUUGUGAUUAUUAUAGUGUUAAUGGUCGACGAUUUUAUAACCGAAUUAAAGGUUACAUUCAAUUAAGCAAUGAUAUGACUGCAAAAACACCAACCGGCUUUAGAUCUUUAGGCGAUACAGUUAGCAUUUUACCAGAUUUUCCACUUGUACCUGCCAGUCGUGGAUUUUGUCUAGCCGUCAAAGGUCUGUUGGAUCAUCUGGAUACUCAAUUACGUUUCUUGUACGAUGACAACACCAUCAACAAACCCGAAUUAAGUUUUGGAUUCAUCAACACAGAGGAACAAAUACCGUUAGAUUAAUUAUUUUUCAAUUACCACAAGUCCUUUAAUCUAUGCUGCAGUUUAAUUAACGUUUAAUUUUUAAACGUUCCCAAUAUUAUA
Teleopsis dalmanni is the source of this 4177-nucleotide messenger RNA. Its product is annotated as (E3-independent) E2 ubiquitin-conjugating enzyme. The transcript has 13 exons. NCBI's taxonomy places the organism in Eukaryota, Metazoa, Arthropoda, Insecta, Diptera, Diopsidae. The record is from RefSeq and is a predicted model, not a curated record. The coding region runs from base 170 to 4096 and encodes 1308 amino acids.